Acaulospora colombiana is the source of this 249-nucleotide messenger RNA. The record is from the annotation of a GenBank genome assembly. Lineage: Eukaryota; Fungi; Glomeromycota; Glomeromycetes; Diversisporales; Acaulosporaceae.
AUGGUGGAUUCUGACUCAAAAUAUCUCCGUGAAGCAAUCCCAUAUAUAUUAGGAUCAGUUGGAACAUUGGCGUUUGAUGUGACCAUAUUUUUACAGUGGUGCGCUUGGAGAGACCCUGAACGUCGAAAAUCAAUUAGAAAUUCUGUUAUUGAGAGAGGAUAUCGACGAAUAUCAUUGGACGGUGAUAGUUCCAGGACUAUUGGUAGCGAUUUCAAGUACAUAGUGGCCAUGAUUAAUCACGGAGGAGAG